GUCUCCAGUUUGGGCAGGCAGAAAACAAGAAAAUGAGUUACGUAACAGUCUUUGGCUUGCUGUGUCUGGCGGUGUCAAUACAAACAGAACUGACAACUAAAACCCCCUACAUCAUUACUGUAAAAACCGGCACGAAAUUCGCUGCGGGAACCGACGCUACUGUUUUCAUGAAGUUGAACGGCCUCAAAGGCACGACUAGCAAGGUUGUAAUCGAAGACAAAAAUGCAACAUAUUUUGAAAUGAAUUGUGCGGACCAUUUCAUUAUAAUGGACGAUGAUGUUGGUCAGAUAACUUCAAUAGAGAUCGGACAUGACAACAGCGGCAUCGGUCCAGGGUGGUUCCUUGACAACGUUGAGGUAGCGCAAGUGAUCGGUGUUUAUGACAACAUUACUGAAGUACCUAGUUUAAUUAAGACCCGGUUUGACCUUCAAGAAUGGAUACCCAAAGAUGAGAAGAGCAAGAAACUAGUGAAGAUCAUAACAGCUACAUCGACAGAGACCAAACCAAUUUAAACUUAGUGUCAAGGGGAUGUCUGUCAUUGGACACUGUCCUAACAAGUUUGGACUUAAAUAUGUCUAGAAAUACAUCUCAUAACUGUGUUUAAAAAAAGUCCCAUGGCAUUUACAACUAUCAGAAAUUUAAGUCUAGAAAAAGUUUUAAGCGUGGUUUAAAUUUAACAAUUAUUUAAUAAAAAAUAUGUACUGAAAAGUAUUUAAGUUUAAAUUUCUUUAAAUAUAUAAAAUGUUAAUAGUAGUUGUUUAGAUGAU
Physella acuta is the source of this 767-nucleotide messenger RNA. Its product is annotated as lipoxygenase homology domain-containing protein 1-like. The record is from RefSeq and is a predicted model, not a curated record. Gene Ontology annotation, molecular function: protein binding. Lineage: Eukaryota; Metazoa; Mollusca; Gastropoda; Physidae.